Thrips palmi is the source of this 3586-nucleotide messenger RNA. It is a transcript of the gene mthl1, whose product is annotated as probable G-protein coupled receptor Mth-like 1. The transcript is spliced from 5 exons. Gene Ontology annotation, cellular component: membrane. Bases 254 to 2173 code for a protein of 639 amino acids. Gene Ontology annotation, molecular function: G protein-coupled receptor activity. Gene Ontology annotation, biological process: G protein-coupled receptor signaling pathway; cell surface receptor signaling pathway. NCBI's taxonomy places the organism in Eukaryota, Metazoa, Arthropoda, Insecta, Thysanoptera, Thripidae. The record is from RefSeq and is a predicted model, not a curated record.
UUGGUCGGUUCAGUUUUCGUGUAGCAGCCGACGCGGGAGGUGCGGCCGCUGGUGACCCUCGCGCCCCGCGGUGUGACGACGUACCGACGCACGCCGGACCACUAUCGCGAGUGUGUGAGUGUGUGUGUGUGCUCGACAUGUGUCGGGGCGGUAAUCUCCGCAACCGUGCAGUGAAAGUGAUAAGUUCGACAUUGUGAGUGCGCGUGUCGCCGGCAAGUGCUUCGUGGAGUACCUGGACUUCCCCCGCGCCGCCAUGAGGCUGCUGCUGCUGCUGCCGCUGCUGGCGGCGGCCGUCGCCUCCCCCAACCCGCACGUCGCGGUGCUAAAGUGCUGCCCUUACGGCGAGACCCUGGACCCGCACACGGCCGACGGUCCGCCGGCCUGCAUGCGCACGGACAACUUGGCGUCCUCCAGCCGCUGGACGCCCAAGAUCUUCUCGAAGCGGCUCCGCAACUUCCUGGGGGCGGACGCGCCGCUGCCGGCGCACUGGACGGUGCACGCGGCGUCGCGGCCCCCGUGCGGCGACCGCGCGGUCAUGGUGCUGGCGCACCCGCAGAACCACCCCGUGUUCGUGCUGUUCGAGGAGGGCUCGCUGUUCCUGCACGAGACCAACGAGAUGCUGCCGGCGGGCCGCUUCUGCGUGGACGCCACGGCCGCGCUCGUCUGCCCCGCCAAGGACGACGACGCCCCCGCCACGUCGGCGGCGUCCUCGGCCGCGGCGCCCAACUCCAUCGACGGCGGCGGCCCCAUCAAGAAGUCGCACAAACCGCAAGUGCGCAAGUGCUGCCAGGACAACGCGGUGUUCGACGAGCAGCAGAUGGCCUGCGCGCUGCGGCCCGCGUCCUCGCCGUCGGCGGACCUCUGGGCCGUGGCCGGGGAGCGCUACCGCGACGCCUUCGCCGUCAUCAGGGGCUUCCCCAAGUGCGACAGGGACAGGCCCUUCGUGAUCCGCGGCCACAUCGGCGGCGGCCCGUCCGCGGCCAACAUCACCGAGGCCCACCUGGAGGACGACGGCAGGGUGCGGCUGGGCGCCGGCGCGCCGCUGCACUUCGAGGAGUACUGCCUGGAGACGCUGCUGGACGCGGGCGGCGUGCGCGUGUUGGCCUGCCUGGCCUCCGGGGAGGUCCCGGAGCAGCGGGCCUCGGACCCGCGCUUCACCCUCUACCCCGCGCUGCUCUUCCUCAGCGUGUUCUUCCUGGCCGCCACCCUGCUGGCCUCCUGCCUGCUGCCCGCCGCCUACCACCAGCUGCACUGGCGCUGCCAGACCAACUACGUCGCCUCGCUCAUGCUUGGCGACCUGUUCCUGGCCGUCACGCAGGUGUCCGGGGACGCCCUGCAGGGGCCUUUCUGCAUCAUUUUCGCCAUCCUGAUGCACUUCCUGUUCCUGGCCGCGUUCUUCUGGCUGAACACGAUGUGCUUCAACAUCUGGUGGACCUUCCGGGACCUGCGGCCGGCCAGCGUGGACAAGAACCAGGAGGUGGUGCGCAUGCGGCUGUACGAGGCGUACGCGUGGGGCGGCCCGCUCGUCAUCGCGGGGGUGGCCGCCGCCCUGGACCACCUGCCCGCCGACGAGUACCCGCACCUGCUGCGGCCCGGCUUCGGACAGAACAAGUGCUGGUUCCGAGGUGACUCGGAGGUGCUGCCGUACUUCUUCGGGCCGCUCGGCAUCCUGCUGCUCAUCAACCUGUGCCUCUUCAUCCUCACGGCCCGCGAGCUGACCUGCGGCCUGUGGAAGGCGGAUGGCGCCAAGCCCACCACGGAGAGGGCGACGCUGCGCCGCGUGUGCCUCAAGCUGGUGGUGGUGAUGGGCGUGACGUGGGUGGUGGACGUGGUGUCCUGGGUGGCGGGCGGCCCCAAGGAGGUGUGGUACGCCGUGGACGCGGUGAACGCGCUGCAGGGCGUGCUCAUCUUCGCCGUGGUGGGCUGCCAGCCGCACGUGUGGACCGCCGUCAAGAGGCUGUGGUGCCUGCGCGAGUCGCGGUGGUCGCGGUCCGAGGCGUCGCGGCGCGCGCUGCACCUGUCGUCCACCAGCCAGGGCCCGCCGUCCAUGGGCCCGGACUCGCUGACCACCACCACCACCUCCAACGGCACGCCCGCCAAGCUGCAGCUCAACGGCAACGGCGUGAACGGCAACGGCGUGCCGCCGCCGCCCAACUCCGAGACGCCCUGCUGACCCGAGGAGGGGCGGGGACUGCUCGACGUCCGCGUCGACGCCCAGGUGCACGUGCAUCGCGGCCAGGACCAGGACCUGGAGGACGGCGCGGACCAGCCCCUGGUCGCCGCCUACAAGAAGGCCGUCGUCGUGAAGCUUGACGCCGCGACGCCGCGACACCGCCACUGCCAUGACAGCGUGCGCCCUCCCCGCCCCACCCACCCUGCAUCCCACCUCACUCAAGUGUGCCCAAGUUGUUUGUGAAGGGCGCCAGGGGGAUGAUUUAACAUUGUAAUGUUAGUCUGUACAAACCGCAUGUUUCUGCCCCUGCAGUCAAGUGUGCGGUGAUGAUUUGAUUUUACAGCUGUUGUGUUCAUUGUGCUACUACUUGUACUCAUUCGUGAGUAUUAAUAACCUGGACUGAUAAGACAGAAGGAGCAGCAGAGGGAAUUGACGAGUUGUUCGAGGAUGUCUGAUUUAGUUGUUUUGCGCUGUCUCUGGGCAGCUGGGGUUUUGCUAUGUAACGUAACAUAUCCUGAUGGAACGUUUAGUGUGUGUUUUGGAAGCUGCGUGUGGCUGGCUGCUCCUUUAAGACACACCAAAGAGUUAAAGCAUUGUUGAAUGUUUCACUCAAAAAUGAUUUCUUUUUUUAAAGUCCAUCUUUUUUUUUUAAUUAUUUGACUUUAGAUUUUUAAUUUUGAUUUUGUUUCAGAAAAAAAAACAUGUUUUUUUAUGCAUGCAUUUGUGUGCUUAGAUACUUUUGCUAAAAGAAAAAGAAUGCCUUAAGAAUUAUUUUACGCUUAUGUUUUGAUUUAACAUUUAUUUAUGUUCUAAAUUAGAUAAGACUGUGGAAUUCUAGAUCUGUUGAGGCACAGGUUCCAAUAAGAAUUCAAUCAGUCUCUUAGUACCUGCUGCAAUUUAUUUAUUCUAACGGGUAUUAUUUGAAGCCAGUGAAACUCUUUUCAAAGGUACUCAGUUUAGAGCGGAAAGCUUGUUGAGUUCUAACAGCAAUGCUUUAUUCUAAUUUAUCCUUUAUUGUGCCAAUCCGGUUAAGUCAUUGUAUAUUAAACUUACUUUUACGUUUGAGCAGGUGUUGUACAUAUUGAUAUAUUUUAGACAAUAAGACUGACCCCUCAAACUGGUGUGUUAAACAAGUCAUCCUGUUUUUCAUAUGUGACCAUUUAAUUGUUCCUUUAAGUUAAAUUGUUACCAUGUUGUUUGUCAAUAAUUGACAAGGAAUGCAUUUCCUCUGCUAAUGUAUGUACAAACUUUUUACUUUGUAUGCUUUUGUAAAUAACUGUAAUGUGAUGUUAUUUGUAUGAGAAUCAAGGUCGAUUCCUUGGAUAAACUGGCAGUAUUCUUCUGUACAUAAACCUCCAUCCAGCAAUGUGGAGGUGUGCCUUUUUUUUUAAAUAAACAAAAUUUGUGUCUGAC